AUGGCAGACACCAGUGAAAAUGCUCCUCUGAACGAAUCUACCCUUGACAAAGUUGGCGGUGAAGCUUUGCAAUCACCCAAUCCGCCACGACAAUUCACAGUCUAUGAUGUGGUGGCUGGAAGAGCGGGCUUGAAUGGAUUUUUGACCCACGACCAGAGGCGGUCCGAACAUGUUUUACCCCUUGCACCAGAGGAAGUCCUCCUGCGCAGGUCGACCAUCCCGGAGCAUGUGAUCCACGAGUCGUAUGACGCUGCAGGCGAGCUUUCUAGCCACGAAAAGCUACCCGAGUCUGAAAUGCUCAAAGCCGUGCAUGCGUACGCCUCGGAUUUCUACAGUUGCGCCGUACAAGGACAAGGGACAUUUGACUUUCGAACUUUCGACGAGACGGCCCUGGUUGCCUUUGGAAUUCUACUCGAGGAAGCCGUCCAGGAGACCCUAGGACAGGAUGGGGAUAUGGUGUUCGUGGAGCCCGACGGACUAGAGCACGGACUCGACGAAACAAAACUGAUCAAACAUCAAGUCAAGGGUCGAGUUAAGCCAGCCAAAGCACCCAGAAUAGACUCCCCAGAUGACAGUCUGGUUGAGGAAGAGUCACCAGCCAAAAAGCCGCGCCAUUGA
Messenger RNA from Fonsecaea nubica, 618 nucleotides. RefSeq lists its product as hypothetical. Gene Ontology annotation, molecular function: RNA polymerase I cis-regulatory region sequence-specific DNA binding. Gene Ontology annotation, biological process: nucleolar large rRNA transcription by RNA polymerase I. The coding region runs from base 1 to 618 and encodes 205 amino acids. Gene Ontology annotation, cellular component: RNA polymerase I upstream activating factor complex. The transcript has a single exon. NCBI's taxonomy places the organism in Eukaryota, Fungi, Ascomycota, Eurotiomycetes, Chaetothyriales, Herpotrichiellaceae. The record is from RefSeq and is a predicted model, not a curated record.